GCCUUUCCCUUCCCCCGCGCCCAGGAUGGCCGCCGCGCCGCUUCUGGGCUGGUGCAUGCAGCGGCUGCAGGGCGACUUCGGGCUGGAUGUCAGCGAGGAGCUUGUGCAGUACAUCUUAUCAAUUAAAAAUGAAGAGGAGAUCCGAGAAUAUGUAAUUGACCUCAUCCAGGGGACUGAUGGGAAGAAGAGUCGGUUUAUAGAAGAACUGGUAGCCAGGUGGCAAAAGUCCUCUCAGCUGUCUUCUGACCCUCUGCCAGUAUACAGGAAAAAAGAUGAGACUUCAGAGGUGCAACGGGCCGGAGACCAAGCCAAACGGGGUAGACGCAAAGGAAGGAACAAGCAGGAAACACCUGUGUAUGCUGAGCCUGAUGUGCCUGUUGAGGAAGUAAAAACACCUCUUGAUCUGGCCAAGGCACAAGAGAUCAUCAGUAGUGGUAACAACAGCAGCAGUUCUUCCAAGAAAAAGACCAAAUAUGUCAACCUGUACACCAAAGAGGGUCAGGAUAAGCUUACUGUCCUCAUUCCUGGGCGCCAUUCCUGCGAGUGCCUUGGCCAGAAGCACAAACUCAUCAAUAACUGCCUGACUUGCGGGCGUAUUGUCUGUGAACAGGAGGGCUCUGGUCCCUGCUUAUUCUGUGGUGCACUGGUGUGCACAAAAGAAGAGCAGGACAUUCUGCAGCGUGACUCAAACAAGAGCCAGAAGCUGCUGAAGAAGCUCUUGACAGGUUCUGAGAGUUCUGGGAAGAUGGAGGCAAUCAGCAGGGACCUACUGCCUCGCCAGGAAGCUCGGCUGAAAGCAGGCCUGCAGAUGGCUGUGAAACACAAGGACAAAUUGCUGGAGUUUGACAAGACAAGUGUGCGUCGUACCCAAGUCAUCGAUGAUGAGUCGGAUUACUUUGCCACUGACUCCAACCAGUGGCUCUCCAAACAGGAGAGGGAGGUGUUGCAGAAGAGGGAGAAGGAGCUGCGUGAGCUGCGCCAUGCUUCCCGACUCACCAAGAAAAUCACUAUCGACUUUGCUGGCAGGCAGAUCCUGGAGGAGGAGGACAACAUGGCUGAGUACCACAGCAAACUGGAUGAAACCAUUGAGGCCGUUCAUAGUGGCACUUUGAGCAAGCCAUUGAAGAGCCCUGAUGGGAAAAGUGCAGAGGUGUCUGGGGUUCUGGUGAAUCCCUACCUGCUCCAACCUGCCCCUUUGUGGGUGGAUCAGACUGGCCUGCUCCCACGUAGGAAAAUCGCCCAACCAGCAGAUGCUGAGAAUGAGCCUGGCUCUGAAAGGAGCAGGUUGCGGAUUCAGGACCGAGAGUUGCAGGAGAUCUCAGAUGAUGGCUGGUGCCUCAGCAUGCACCAGCCUUGGGCUUCCUUGCUGAUCAGAGGAAUCAAAAGGGUGGAGGGCAGGACCUGGUACACAUCUCACCGGGGGCGACUAUGGAUAGCAGCUACCGCUAAAAGGCCUUCCUCGCAGGAAAUCUCAGAGCUAGAGGCUGUCUACAGAAUGUUUCACCGGAAAGAUGUAGAAUUUCCUACUGAUUACCCCUCUGGCUGCCUUCUGGGCUGUGUGGACUUGAUUGACUGCUUGUCCCAAGAGCAAUUUAAGGAGCAGUAUCCAGAUUUGAGCGAGGAGUCUGGGUCUCCAUUUGUCUUCAUCUGUGCCCACGCCCAAGAGAUGAUCGUGAAGUUUCCCAUCAAAGGAAAACACAAAAUCUGGAAACUGGAUUCAAAGAUUCAUCAGGGAGCAAAGAAGGGGUUAAUGAAGCAGAAAGCACUCCUGUGAAUGGUGGGACAGCCAGGCUGAGAUUCCCACACAGCCCAGGAUGCUGGCCCAGCUGGCUGCCUGCUCUGUCUCCUUGGGUCCCUUAGAACUGGAGGCUGCAAAGAUGACAUGGAAAGUUCUGAAAGGCAGGUGCUUACGGGAAGGGGGGGCACCUGUGACUUAUUAAAAAUGUAUUAAUAUAGUAUGAUGUAUUUGAAAGCCAUUAAAGGAAGAAACAUUAGUGCCAAACUCCCUGCAUGGGUGGAGCCUUGUGCCACAAAACAUUGUUGUUUGGGCUGUGGAACCCUCUCCCCACUAUCCUCCUUUUAGAAGGCAAACUCAGUAGAGUGCUGGUAUCUGGCUGUAUCUGAUAGGCCAGGCUACAACACACAGCAGUCCCAGUGCUGGUCCACAGCAUCCAGAAACAGGCCAGCUCUGGCUUCAGCCAGCAGCUCCUUCUGUCUCAGCAGGUUUGAUCUGGCUUGGUCUUUGCUUUGGCAGGAUUCUUCUCUCCGGGCAACUCGGUGAUGUGACAGAUUGUGACUCUAGGUCCUCUGGCCAGAGAGGGUCAGACACAUUAUAGCACUAGGCUUGAGGGAGCUGUUGCUGCAGCUGCUCAGAGAGAUGCCUUGGCAUUGAUUCUUGCUGAAGCUGCCCCCUGCCACUGCGACGUGCCGUGGCCUAUGUUAUAACAGGAAACAUGGAUAACUUGGAAGGGACCAAGGCAGAAGAGGUCUAAAUGUUAGCAAUACUGAACUGCACCCCCAGCCCCUGAGCUUUGUCUGUGCCUCUGUUAAGCAUGUGUGCAGGGUUGUAGAGGAAAAGCGGAGUUGAAUCUUUGCCCUCUGAUUCAGAAGCUUUGUUUGCAAGGCUGCUCCUGUGAGCUGGGAGCCGCUGUGCUUGGCAUCUUCAGCAUCUGCACAGCCUUAAAUCUCCCUGUUCUGAUUUUUAUCAAACCAGCAGCCUCCCCAUGUGAGCUGGCUGCCCUCCAGCCGUUGUGUGCACGGCUUCAGAGAAAAACAACCCAACAACUUGGCGUUAGGAGCAAGAUUAAUUUCCUCAUUCCUUAAUCCUUCAUCUUUGCACUGACAUGCCUGUGCCCAUUAUGCACUGAUGCUCACUGGGUUGUGUGCUCUUUGCCUUGCAUUGCUCUAGGCAUUAGUUGGCCGUGGUCUAAGCACUGCUGAUUCCCAACAGAAACUUGCCACCUCCCAGAGAGGGCAGCACAAGCGUAGAGCCUCAAAGCCUCUUGUAGCUCCUGUCACUGGAACUUGGGGGCAAUGCCUGAUCACAAUCUGCCUCUGGAGAGGGGGCUGCUUCAUUAGAUGUGCUUGGCUUGUUGCAUGGUUGACAGUUAAAUGGGUUCAGAGGCACUCUGACCUCUCUAUUGCAUCUUUCUAUUACCCCAGUGUGCCGGCAGCCUGUAGGGCUCCAUGCCAUCUCUGCUUCGGUGUCCCAGAAUUAAGCAAUGGGAGGCAUAGGCAGCAGCAACCAGCAGGACACUACCAGGCAAGGUGCUAAUGCUGCCUUUAUCCUGGGAGCAGUCUCUGCCCAGCUUGUGUCACUCCAUUCAUUGAGGCUCUGGGGAUGGUGAAUAUGCAUCAACAUACAGAUGUGUGUGGAUUUUAGCUAGGAAAGCCUGGGUGUACCUCAGUUCUGCUGGGCUUGGGGUCAGCUGUGAGGCUACCUUGUAGACACUGCCAUUUCCUGUGACUGGGAGAUAGUGGGGCUUCUCUUGCUUGCUUUCUCAGCUGGACUCUUGUGGCUGCUUCUCAUCCUGCACAGCCUGUAAAAUCCCCACUUUCCAUCCCUCUCCAGCUGGACUUUGACUUCAGGGCCUUUCUGCCCUUCACAUCUGCACUCCUGUGUUAGCCUCUCCAGUGUUAAAUGUCUUCUUGGUGGCCUCUGGUUCUGGCGUGGCUUCACUCUGGGUGUUCUGCACACAUCAGCACCUUGCUCCCAAACUGGGACUCUCACAUUAAGCUGUGUGUCUCCAUCAACCGCAGGGGUCAAGUCAGGAGGGAGAUCAUGGGACUUGGAAGGAUUGGGAGGAAGGUUGUCCUACAGGGCUCUUGUGCUCUAUAGUGAUUGUCAGUGCACGGAGGGAAGGAGAAACUCAGCACGGCUGGCAGAGAGGCAGAAGAAUUUGACAGUGGAGGAAUAACAGGCAAGACAUCUGGAUCCCUAUUGCAGGGGUCCCUGCAGCCCCCUCUGCUGGUUGCAUGGGCACAAGGGAGCUAAAAAGCUGGAGGAUGUACCUGAGCGGGGAGAAGAGGAGGGACAUUCCCAUGGUGUAGGGCCAGCAGAACAGCUCCCAGUCCAGCCCUGACUGGGAACAUGCUGCCAUUUGGGUGUGGGAGCAGCGUUCUGGGCAGGAUGGUUUCCAGGAGAGUCAUCUCCUGCAGCACCAGUUGGAGUAGCCCUUCUACUGCUCUCACUUACUGGAAUGGCUAUCUGUAAAGGGAUGGCACAGCCCUGGGAUGCCAGGACAGCAUCGGUUUUUUUUCUGUGUGAUGCUCCAGAGUACUUUAACCACUGAAGGUUUUUAUUGCUUUAGCUCAGUGAGCAGUAGGCAGUUUGGGCCUGUAGGUUCUGCACAUGAAGCUAAAAUGCUCCACAGUGAGAUGGCUAAUGGUGCUAGCUAAGCAUCCUCAUUUUGCCACCAGAAUCCUCAGUUACCACCGGAAUCCAGGUGGAUUCGGAGCUCAGUUCAUCUUGGGUUCCUGAUGGACUCUGCAGCUUGUGCUUGGGUUGAGUCCACUGCUCCAUCCCCACUUCCCUGGCAAGCUUCUUCAUUUACCUCCUCUGAGGAGCAUCAUUUCUCACUUCUCUCCUUUAACCUGUCACCUUCAGCAGCUGUUUUUGGUCUGGGAUUUUCCUUGAGAGCCAGUUGGGUACCUGUCUCCCUUAGAGCCCCUGGGAAAUCCCAGUUGUCCCAUUGGAGAGCCACAGCACUGUGCAACCCAUGCCUCCUCUUUGUUCAUCCUCCACUCAUCUGGGUGGGCUUUGAGGGGAGAGGAAGAGUCUCCAGCACAAUCCACCUCUGUUUGCAGUCCCCUGGGCAUCAUCUAAGACUUGAACCCUUCUCCUCCCUUGCAGCUCUCCAGACCUACCUCAGCAGUAGCACCAUUGUGUGCCUCAUAAAGUCCCUGCCUCUGUGCUUGGUAGCCUUAUGCUCUCACCAGCCCCUACAAGCUAUGGGGACUAAGCCAGCUCAGCACCUGGGUGGAGAGGCCCCGCAGGCUAGGCAGGCUGAAGGGAGUGUCACUGUUGCUUCAGUUGCUGUGUGUGGGAGGUGCUGUCUGUCACAGACAUAAAAUCAUGGACCCUUUUGGCCCCCCCUGCGCCCCCUGGGUAGUUUCCUGGUUCUGGUUGCCUCCUGGAGCCUGCUGUGCAGUGUUCCCCUCAGCAGCGGCCCUUGUGGAGAAGGAUGAUGUGCACUGGUGUGAGUGACUUUUGGCCCUGUGUUCAUACAGCACCUCGGGAUGACAGGCCCUGGGGGAAUGGAGCCAAGAUUCCUGCCCCAUCCCUUUCCCUAAUCCCCCUCUGUGGCUUCGUUCUCAGACUCCAGGGUGCAGUGGCCAAUUGCCCCUGUUCCUCAAACAUACAGAUGCAGUGCCAGCAACCUGCCCUCAUGUGGCUCCUGCUGGCUCCUAGUUCAUCCAAGAACCCAGUUUGAAAUUGCCUUUGGGCCUGUGUCUGCUGUGACAUGCCCAGCAGUCGCACCCUGAUCCCAAGGAAGAGGCACGGAGCUUGCCGAGGGCUGCUUCUCCAUUCUGAUUACUUGCACUGACCUCAGCACGAUGGACUAGAUGGGUGACCAGGACCUUCCCCUCUUCUUGAUGCCUGUGACCAACUCCUUGCCUCUUUCUUGGACCUGUUUCACAGUGUCAGGAUCCUCUGUCCCUUCCCCAGACUCAGCCAUGGUCCCUUUGAGAGUCUUCUGUCCUGCAGCUGCUUCUCAGCAACAUGCUCAUUACAGGUCUCCAUCUUCCCAAUUCCAUCUUGUUCCAGAUUUCCCAGGGAAGACUUGCUGUCUCCUUCUCAAAACUUCCCACUGCAGUGACUGACCUUGGGAGGGAAGGAGCUAAUUUAUAUGUAAUUCAGUAUCUUUCCUGUGUUUUAUACCACAGAUAAUCUUGUUGGAGCUUGAUUAACUUUUUCUCUGAAGCAGCUUUGUAUGAAGGAUCCUGUAGUAAAUAAAGUGCCUUCCUUCCUUCA
This is a messenger RNA of Alligator mississippiensis (American alligator), 5974 nucleotides long. RefSeq names its product thyroid hormone receptor interactor 4 (gene TRIP4). Gene Ontology annotation, cellular component: nucleus. Lineage: Eukaryota; Metazoa; Chordata; Crocodylia; Alligatoridae. The record is from RefSeq and is a predicted model, not a curated record. Gene Ontology annotation, molecular function: transcription coactivator activity; zinc ion binding. Gene Ontology annotation, biological process: positive regulation of DNA-templated transcription. The coding region runs from base 26 to 1774 and encodes 582 amino acids. The transcript has 13 exons.